Colletotrichum spaethianum is the source of this 1287-nucleotide messenger RNA. RefSeq names its product vegetative incompatibility protein HET-E-1. The transcript has a single exon. NCBI's taxonomy places the organism in Eukaryota, Fungi, Ascomycota, Sordariomycetes, Glomerellales, Glomerellaceae. Bases 1 to 1287 code for a protein of 428 amino acids. The record is from RefSeq and is a predicted model, not a curated record.
AUGCCGCAGCUAAAAGGGUAUAUUGGUGAAGCGAUCAUGGAGCAGCAAAACAUUGCGGACCAAUCUCUCCGCGACCAGUGGGACCAACUAAUCCUCAAGCCACUUUCGAAGCUUAGUAGCAAGGCCUUCCUUCCAACAAUCAUGGUAGUGAUGGAUGCGCUGGACGAGUGCAACAGCGAGAGAGACGUUCGAAUAAUCCUUAGGCUCUUGGCCUCGACUAAGUCGCUGAAGAACAUUCGCCUGCGGGUUUUUGUCACAAGCAGGCCUGAGAUCCCUGUCCGCUGCAGCUUCUUCCGGAUACCGGAAGCGGAACGACAAAUCUUUGUUUUACACGACAUUCUGCCGGAAGUUGUCGAUCAUGACCUCGGUAUCUUCUUUGAGGACAGCUUCAACAGGAUCAGAGAAGAACGCGGCUUUGCCAAAAGCUGGCCGGGAAUGCAAAUUAUCAAGCGCUUGGUCAAUAUUUCUGGUGGCCUCUUCAUCUGGGCUGCGACAGCGUGCCGUUUUAUCCGGGAGGGCAGAAAGCUUGCCACGAAACGCAUAUCCAAUCUGCUUGUUGGUCAGUACUCCAGCGCCGGCCCCGAAAAGAAACUGGAUGACAUCUAUACAACCGUUUUAAGAGGCUGUAUCCAGGCAGACUACGAUGAUGAGGAGAAAAAGGAGGUUUGUGGUACGUUGCGGGAGGUCCUAGGAAGCAUCGUCGUUCUAUUCUCGCCACUUUCAAUCGACUCGCUGUCACAUUUGCUCCCCAUGUCGUCGAGCGACAUCAAAGACACACUUGCAGACUGUCACGCGAUUCUCAACAUACCCACCCAGACAAACCGACCAAUUCGUCCGCAUCAUCCGACAUUCCGUGAUUUUCUUCUCAACAAGGAUCGGUGCUACGACGCAGCCUUUUGGGUGGACGACAAGGCGGCACACAAGUCAAUGGCGAACAACUGCAUACAGCUCAUGAUGAAGACACUCAGAAUAGAUAUAUGUGACGUGCGGUUACCAGGCACCCUUGCCAAGAAAAUUGACCCAAAUUGGAUCAAGGAACGCAUUCCUCCAGAGCUCGAAUACGCAGGUCGGUACUGGGUGCAUCAUUACCGCGAAAGUGGAAUGGAACCCUAUGAUGGCAGUCAAGCUCAUCGUUUUCUUGAAGACUUCUUCCUGCAAUGGAUUGAGUUGAUGAGCCUGACGGGUCACGUGUCUGAAGUCGCUAUGACAAUACGGAUGUACGAAGCUCUAAUUGUGGUGAGUAUGCUCUCAUUACGCUGCUUGAACAAGCUACAAAAGGGCGGCUAA